Molecule: messenger RNA, 244 nt
Organism: Prorocentrum cordatum
Lineage: Eukaryota; Dinophyceae; Prorocentrales; Prorocentraceae
Source: the annotation of a GenBank genome assembly
GCGCCGAGCGGCUCGGUGCUCACGGACCUCUCGGGCCUCGCAGUCGUGGGCGGCCCGGAGGCGAUCUUCGAGUGCGCGGGCAAGUCCUCGUUCCGGCCACCGCCGGAGGUGGACGCCCUCCGUGACGAGCUGCGCCGCCUGGGGCACGAGGCGGAGCGCGACCCCUCGGGCGCGCACCGGGCUCAGGCGCGGGCGCGUGCGGAGGCGGCGAUGGCGCACGAGCACCCGCUGGUGCGGCUCGCAG